Molecule: messenger RNA, 2592 nt
Organism: Anoplophora glabripennis (Asian longhorned beetle)
Lineage: Eukaryota; Metazoa; Arthropoda; Insecta; Coleoptera; Cerambycidae
Product: inactive dipeptidyl peptidase 10
Exons: 11
Coding region: 1-2592 (863 amino acids)
Biological process (GO): proteolysis
Molecular function (GO): serine-type peptidase activity; dipeptidyl-peptidase activity
Source: RefSeq, a predicted model, not a curated record
AUGCCGGAAUUAAACAAUAAAAUCGAACUAAAAUUCUUGAAGAAGAUGAGCACUGAGAAGAAGGAGGCUAAGCCUAAGCCAGAAGAGAAGCCUGCGGCGAAGGCAAAUCCUAAGAGUCCUGUGAAUCGAGUAAAAAUUGCACCAUAUGCUUAUGUGGAGGAGUUGGUCGUCAGUUCACCGAACGAAAGGAACUGGAGGGGUAUAUUUAUCGCUCUGCUGGUUAUCGUCGCCGUCUUGGGCCUAAUUGUCUUCAGCAUUGUCCUGGUGUCGCCGCCGGAGGAGGGGCCUAGGACGAAGGGAAGCAAGCCGACCUUGGAGGAUAUUUUUGUGAAGCUACCACCUGCUGCCAGGUUCAACGGUACCUGGAUAUCAGAUACAGAAUUUAUAUACAAAGACGAACAUGGAGGAGUCACGUUGUUCGAUGCAGAAAAUUUGACAACAAGUACCAUUAUGACAAAUAUUACAUUUAGACAAUAUAAAGUGGUUGACUUUAAAAUAUCAAACGACCUAAGAUACGUCCUCCUUAUAAGUGAUGUUAUAAAGAUUUAUAAAUAUACCACACUGGCAAAAUACCACAUUUAUGAGAUUUCUACCAGGCUAAGAAAGCCACUAUCACCAAACGAACUGGACGAGAACGCCCCUUACUUGCAGUACGCCACGUGGUCACCAGAUGGCUCCGCAGUCGCGUUCGUAUACAACAAUGACAUCUACUACAAACCCAAGGUGGAAAAGGAUCUAGUGUGCAGGAUAACUAGCACCGGCCAGCCUGGCAUCGUGUACAACGGCGCUCCUGAUUGGCUGUACGAGAACAAAAUCCUGAAGACGUCCCACGCCGUUUGGUUCUCUCCGGAUGGGCUGUAUUUGCUUUACAUAACCUUCAACGAUACCAACGUGGGGGAGUACAAAUAUCCUUGGUACGAUAGCAACAAUUCCCAGCAAGCGACGUAUCCGAAGAUUAAGUCGUUUCGAUAUCCCAGGGUGGAAACUGCUAACCCAGAAGUGACAGUGUGGAUAGUAAACCUGACGAUGCCCAAGUUCUUAUUUCCUUUCGAACUGAGGCCCACCAAUAGCGUCGAAGCGGACAGUUACGUCACCAGCGCCAGUUUUCACGGUGACAAUAACGUGGCCAUAGUUUGGCUAAACAGACUACAGAAUGUUUACGUUAUAGUCACGUGCAGAUCGCAGAAUAACUACAACUGCACGGAUUUUCAUGUGGAAAGGGAGCACAUAGGUUGGACAGAACCGAUUUUCCACCCAAUUUUCAAUGACAAUGGUACUAAAGUUUUGGUGAGACUGCCAGUCAAAGACGGAGAAAACGGGCACUAUAUGCACAUUUGCGAGAUAUACAACAACAAAGUCAGACCUCUAACACAUGGAGCCUUUGAACUUACCAGAAUCCUUGCGUGGGAUGAAGAGAAUCAUUACAUAUACGCAAUAGGAACCAUAGAUAACACCCCCGCCGUGCGGCACCUCGUCCGGAUAACCAACAGGAACUCCACAUCCGAAUGGAUGUGUAUGACGUGCAGACCGGAAAUAGACGCCAACGUGACCUUCACGGAAAACAUGAACGAGACGAUGAUAAGCAACAGCCUCUGGUUGGACUACCCCUGUGACUACAACAAUGUGAUAUUCAGUAGAAAUUUUAAAUUUUAUAUCCAGGAAUGUCUGGGACCAGAAAUUCCGAUAGUCCUCCUGGUGAAGACCUCGUCGAACGCCAGGCGGGUAGUUCUAGACACCAGCUUUAAAUUAAGGAGAAAAGUUAGGAAACUGUCACCCCCGCAAGUUAAAACAAUCUCUGUUGAGAUUGAGUUCGGGUAUAAGGCCCAAGUUAGAUUGUAUUUGCCCGGGGGGCUGAGGGAAUACGAGGACGUCACCUUCCCACUCAUUCUCCUCGUUGAUGCCGCACCUUCUUCCCAAAGCGUUUCUUCCAAGUGGGAAUUGUCCUGGCCCUGGUACUUGACGAGCACGCGGAACUACGUCGUAGCGAGGAUAGACGCCAGAGGAUCGGGCUUUCAGGGGAUCAAGAUGAGACGCGAAAUCCAGCGCAGGAUAGGUCUCAUCGAGGUACAGGAUCAGCUCGCGGUCUUAACGUAUCUGAGAGACACUUUCAAGUUCAUCGACAGGACCAAGAUCUGUACCACCGGAAAAGGAUACGGUGGUUUCGUGUCGGCCAUGAUGCUCCUCCAGGACUUCCACCAGGUUAUCAAUUGCUCAGUCAGUAUUUCUCCGAUUACCAAUUGGAGGUAUUACAAUUCGUAUUUCGCAGAGAAGUACCUCGGUUUCCCAUCGAAACACCUCCAAGAGUACGACAAUGCCGAUUUGACGAUGAAGGCAGUGAAUCUCAACGAGAGGAAUUUAUUAUUAAUUCACGGCACUGCAGACACGCAAGUAACCCCCCAGCAUUCCCUAAUGUUAGCCAAAGCACUGAUAGACCAAGACAUCCUCUUCCAACAAUUGGCGUAUCCAGACGAAGACCACGAUUUCUCUACAAAAGCUCUACUCCACAUGUACAAAGAAAUCGAUCAAUUCUUUAACGACUCUUUCGGGCCUGUCAUCGACGAAUGGAAUGACGAUUCCAGUUUCUUCAUUUAG